Molecule: messenger RNA, 432 nt
Organism: Epinephelus fuscoguttatus (brown-marbled grouper)
Lineage: Eukaryota; Metazoa; Chordata; Actinopteri; Perciformes; Serranidae
Product: ASNSD1 upstream open reading frame protein-like
Exons: 4
Coding region: 88-333 (81 amino acids)
Source: RefSeq, a predicted model, not a curated record
CGGAAAAACUUUCAAAGCUACUGAGCAUGUGUUUACACUGGGGAUAGCUAGCUUCAGUUACAUUAAUAUAAAGAAAAUCUGACCAAAAUGUCAUCAAAAAGUCAGGAUAACGACGAUAACUUUGAAGGACAGUCUGCAUUGAAGGAGGAAUUGAACAAAAAGAUCAAGGAGCAGAAGGUUUUACUGGACGAGCUCUCUAAUCUGAAGAAAAGCAGGAGAGUCUACGUUCAGCAAAGGAACAGUAACAUUUUCUUCCUAGCAGACAGAAGUCAGACGCUGGGUUCAUGCAAAAAGGAACUGGAUAGCAUGAAAAAGGAUCUGCAGGAUAUGUAGGAUAUGUAGGACUGACCUUCACCACAACAAUGUGUGGCAUCUUCUGUCUGUUGAGUCUGUCGCCUGCUCAGUUGGAGUGGGACAAAACAGUCCAUGAAC